This is a messenger RNA of Helianthus annuus (common sunflower), 1854 nucleotides long. RefSeq names its product pumilio homolog 12. The coding region runs from base 93 to 1643 and encodes 516 amino acids. NCBI's taxonomy places the organism in Eukaryota, Viridiplantae, Streptophyta, Magnoliopsida, Asterales, Asteraceae. Gene Ontology annotation, molecular function: mRNA binding. The transcript is spliced from 5 exons. Gene Ontology annotation, cellular component: cytoplasm. Gene Ontology annotation, biological process: post-transcriptional regulation of gene expression. The record is from RefSeq and is a predicted model, not a curated record.
CAAACCCUCCCUAUUUUCACUCGCUCAAUCUCUCACAUAUCUUAAAACCCCUACAACAAUAAUAAUAAUAAUUUCUUUCUUCCUUCCUUCCGAUGAACAAUCAAAGAAACACCCAAAUGUAUCAAACCCCACCGUCACCCGCGGCGAGAUUAAACAAUCUCCGGCAGCCGUCCCUCAAUCUCCCAUCAUCACUCGACAUUGAUCAGACUCUAUACGAUUCUUUCUCCAACCUCAAUCUCUCCGAAACCAACGAUCACCACCACCACGUGUCCCUGCCGGAGACUCUUGAUUACUCGUACGGCGGCGAGGGUUUCAAUUUCAUUAACCCCAUUGUUCCCACUAACAGCAGGAGGAGGUUAGAAGAUAUUGUUAGGGCUUCAAACGGCGUUAACUAUAAUCAAAGGGUUUAUUCCGGUGUGGCCCACUCCACCACUCGUACGGUGGACCCGUUUCUUCAUCAGAGAGCAUCUUCUUCUGGUCUUGACCCACGGUUUGACUUUGACUUUGACCCAUGGUCUUACUUGCUCGCCAAGGAACGUUUAUUCCAUACACAACAACAACUACAACACCUCAAUGCCGUAAUUUCUGAAGAAAAUAAUAAUAUUAAUAGUAAUAUUAAUAUUAAUAAUUUGCAAAACCACCAGUAUUUGAGAUUGGCGAGUUUGCAUCAGUUAAGGGGAAUGAUUUGUUUUCUUGCAAAAGAUCAACAUGGGUGUCGGAUCUUACAAUCGAAAUUUGAAGCUCCAACAAAAGAGGACGUUGAACUUGUGUUGUACGAGGUGGCGGGUUCAGUUGCUGAUUUAAUGAAAGAUCAGUACGGAAAUUAUAUAAUGCAGAAGCUUGUUUGUGUGUGUAAUGAUGUGCAGAAAGGGUUGAUUGUUCGUGAGUUGACUGAAAGAUCGGUUGAUGUAAUUCUUGUUUGUAUGAGUCCCUAUGGGACACGAGCAGUUCAGAAGCUAUUGGAGAAUUUGAAUUCGCGGGUUCAGAUUAUGAUGGUGAUCCGGGGGUUACACCGCGGUGCAGCCCAAUUGGCGAACGAUCCGAAUGGUCACCACGUCCUGCAGUAUUGUUUGAUUCACUAUGAUUGUGAUUUUAACCAGCCGAUUCUUGAUCAGAUAGCAAAUAAUUGUUUCAAAGUUGCAACAGAUAGAAGUGGUUGUUGUGUCCUGCAGGCGUGUGUGGAACACUCGCGUGGUGAAGUGAGGAAUCGCCUGCUUGCUGAGAUCAUGGCGAAUGCGAUCCCAAUAGCCGAAGAUCCUUUUGGCAACUAUGUGCUGCAGCACAUGGUGGGGUUACAGUCACCCGAGUUAACAGAAGUGCUAGUUAGCCAACUGCAAGGGAAUUUCGCAUAUCUCUCGCAAAACAAAUACGCGAGUAAUGUCGUCGAGAAAUGUUUGAUUGAAUCUGAGCCUGAUAUAGCAACCAAAAUCAUUCUUGAGUUGGUUAAAAGCCCAAAUGCCCCAUCCCUUCUUGUAGAUCCCUAUGGGAAUUUUGUCAUCCAGUCUGCACUAAAGGUUUCGAGGGGGAUUGCAAAGGAGUGCCUGCGCGAGCUGAUAUUAAGAAACGUCAAUUCGAUGCAGAGCAAUCUUUAUGGUAAAAAGAUACUGGAAAAGGUUGAAAAGAAGAGAACCAUAUACAAGUAAAAGAUUCAGAGUGCAAGAAUUAUGUGAAUAGUGUUUUGUAAUCUGGUCGUAAGCUUUUUGUUUGUUUUAUAUGUAUUUGUUGUGGUUCUUAUAGGGUGUAAAUCUUGGUGUUUUGAGAUUUUGGCUGACUGCAGAGAUGAUUAUUUUAAGGAUAUAUAAAUAUUGACCUAUUAAGGAAUAUAUUGCAAUAAUAAUAAUGAGAUUGCUGGUA